Molecule: messenger RNA, 1481 nt
Organism: Pistacia vera
Lineage: Eukaryota; Viridiplantae; Streptophyta; Magnoliopsida; Sapindales; Anacardiaceae
Product: UDP-glycosyltransferase 83A1-like
Exons: 2
Coding region: 1-1374 (457 amino acids)
Molecular function (GO): UDP-glycosyltransferase activity
Source: RefSeq, a predicted model, not a curated record
AUGAGCUGUCCACAUAUUCUUGCAGUACCUUAUCCAGCCCAAGGCCAUGUAAUUCCUCUACUAGAGCUUUCACAGUGCUUGGUUAAGCAUGGCUGCCGAGUCACAUUUGUCAACACAGAGCACACUCACAACCGGGUCAUGAAUGAUUUACACGAAAAGAACUCCAUAGGGGGUGAAAAUCAAAUCCACCUGGCGUCCAUCCCAGAUGGGCUGGAGCCCUGGGAGGAUAGAAAUAAUUUAAGCAAGGUAAUGGAAGUAACUCGUAAGGUGAUGUCUGAGAAGCUGGAGGAGCUUAUAGAAAAGAUCAACAGAGAAAAAGAUGGAAAGAUCAUUUGUGUCAUUGUUGAUGGAACUGCUGGGUUUACUAUUCCAGUAGUAGAGAAGAUGAAAAUUAGAAAGGUUGUCUUUUGGCCUUGUGCAGUUGCUAGUCUGGCCUUGUUUUACAAUAUUCCGAAGCUGAUUGAUGAUGGAAUUAUUGACAAGGAUGGAACUCCGGUCAAGAAACAGAUUAUUCAGUUGGCGCAAAACAUACCCAAAAUCGACAGCACAAAGCUUAUUUGGACCAGCUUGGGCAGCGAGGACUUAACCUCCCAUAAGAGAAUGUUUGAGUUACUAUAUAAUAACAUAGAAGCUAGCAAAGCGGCAGAUUACCUAAUCUGCAACUCUGUAUAUGACCUUGAACCUGAGGCUUUUACCUUGGUUCCUAAUAUUCUUCCCAUAGGACCUCUUUUGCCAAGCAUCCGGCGACAUUCAUCAGGAUCCUUCUGGGCAGAAGACUCAACUUGUUUGAAAUGGCUUGAUCAACAGCAACCUCACUCAGUCAUUUAUGUUGCAUUUGGCAGCUUCACAGUUCUAGACAAGACCCAAUUCCAGGAGCUGGCGCUGGGACUUGAACUCACCAACAGGCCAUUCUUAUGGGUUGUGAGGCCAGAUAUUACUGAUGAGGCAAAUGAAGCGUACCCAGACGGCUUUCAAGAAAGGGUAGCUGGUCGUGGCCAACUUGUGGGUUGGGCACCUCAGCAGAAGGUUUUGAGUCAUCCUUCCAUUGCCUGCUUCUUUAGCCAUUGCGGUUGGAAUUCCACCUUGGAAGGUGUAAGUAAUGGGCUUCCUUUCUUGUGCUGGCCAUAUUUCGCUGAUCAGUUCAUUGAUGAGAGCUACAUUUGUGAUCUUUGGAAGGUGGGAUUGAAGUUUAACAAAGAUGAAAGUGGGAUCAUCACAAAAGAAGAAAUUAAAAGCAAGGUGGAAAAAGUGCUUGGUGAUGAAAGUGUUAAAGCAAGAGCUCUGGAACUCCAGGAAGCUGCUCUGAAAAGUGUCAAAGAAGGUGGCUACUCUGAAAGGAAUUUUAAGAAGUUAAUUGAAUGGAUCAAGGCUUAGGUACUGGUACUAGACACUACUUCGGUAUUAAGGGAUCAUUGUUUCUGAACAAAAUGUUGUUCCUCAUAUUCAUUGUUAAUCUUCAAUUAAUUCCUGUUACAUUUCAU